UGUCUCUCCUUUUCUGCACGGCAUGGAAAGUGUUUUCCAUGUGCUCAGUCGUGCUGUGAACGUCUUUAUUUAGCCAUAAAAUGGGCAAGGCUAGUAAAAUCAAAAUCGGAAAACAGCGCCGCAAUGUACCUUUAGACGAGCAGCUUAAGGAGGAGGUGUCGGCCAGAAAAGCCAGAGUGAAGUCGAGGAAUAGAAAGGAUGAAGACGAUCAGUUUGUAGAUGACAAGCUCACGAAGAAGAUUCUAGACCAGGCUCGCAAACAGCAGGAGGACCUGGAAGAAGAGCAUGGACUCCAAUCCAGCUCGGCUGGAGUCAAGUUCAAGGUGCCUGAUGCCAAGCCUCGACUGCUCAACAAGGGUGCGUCAAGUGAUGACGAAGAUGACUAUGAGGAGCCUCCUGAAGAUGACACAUUUUAUGAGACGAUUGAAGUGGAUGAGGCGGAUGAGAAGGCACUCGAGUUAUUCAUGAACGAGAACAGCAAGUCUCGGCGCACAUUGGCCGACAUUAUCAUGGAGAAGCUCAAGGAGCAUGAGACAGAGGUGGCCACGCUAUUUUCGGAUGCGGGCAGUGUGCAGAUGGCUGACUUGGACCCCAAGGUUGUGGAGAUGUACCGUGGGGUAAAAAAAGUGCUGAGUCGGUACCGCUCUGGCAAGCUUCCCAAGGCAUUCAAGAUCAUCCCUGCGCUCUCCAACUGGGAACAGGUGCUGUACCUAACUGACCCUGACUCAUGGUCAUCAGCUGCGAUGUACCAGGCAACUCGUAUUUUCGCUUCAAACCUCAAGGAAAAGAUGGCUCAGAGGUUUUAUAACCUUGUCCUGCUGCCACGUGUGCGAGAUGACAUAGCCGAGUAUAAGAAGCUCAACUACCACCUGUACCAGGCCCUGCGCAAAGCCUUGUUCAAACCAGGUGCCUUCUUUAAGGGGAUCAUACUUCCUUUGUGCGAGUCGGGGACUUGCACUUUACGCGAGGCCAUCAUCGUGGGCAGCGUGUUGAGUAAGAACUCAGUGCCCAUGCUGCACGCUUGCGCGGCCAUGCUGAAGAUUGCGGAGAUGCCCUACACGGGUGCCAACUCGAUCUUCCUGCGGCUGCUCAUCGACAAGAAGUACACCCUGCCCUACCGGGUCAUCGAUGCAGUCGUGCAUCACUUCCUCAAGUUCGAGCGGGAGCAGCGGGAGCUGCCAGUGCUGUGGCAUCAGUGCCUGCUGAACUUCUGCCAGCGCUACAAGGGCGACAUCUCAUCAGAGCAGAGAGAGGCCCUGUUGGCGCUGCUGCGUGCCCAGCCCCACCACACCAUCACGCCCGAGAUACGCUGGGAACUGCAGCAUGCCACCUGCAGGGACGUCGAGGUGCCCAUGCCGCAGGAGGGGGAUUCUGCUACCACCAUGGCCAGCGGAGAGGGAGGCCCAGAAGAAGAACCUGCAUCCGACAUGGUCACGUGAUGCGGGGCAGUGGGUUUAGGAUAAUCUAAGAUAGCCUGCCUAUGAUGUGGUGUACAAUAAAGCUUGUUUGACGCAA
Messenger RNA from Dermacentor andersoni, 1515 nucleotides. It is a transcript of the gene bys, whose product is annotated as Bystin. Gene Ontology annotation, molecular function: snoRNA binding. Lineage: Eukaryota; Metazoa; Arthropoda; Arachnida; Ixodida; Ixodidae. Gene Ontology annotation, cellular component: nucleolus; preribosome, small subunit precursor; cytoplasm. The record is from RefSeq and is a predicted model, not a curated record. Gene Ontology annotation, biological process: rRNA processing.